AUGGUUGUGAACUUAGUGGGGACCUUCAACGUCAUCCGCCUCAGUGCCCGCCUGAUGAGCCAGAACAAACCCGACCCCGACGGCCACCGAGGUCUGGUGGUCAACACCGCCAGCGUGGCUGCCUUCGAGGGGCAGGUGGGUCAAGCAGCUUAUUCGGCUUCCAAGGGCGGCAUCGUGGGUAUGACCCUCCCCAUCGCCCGUGACCUGGCGCCGCUGGGGAUCCGGGUGGUCACCAUUGCUCCAGGUUUGUUCUCCACUCCGUUAUUGGCUGGUUUGCCCGAACGAGUUCGUAAUUUUUUGGGGCAACAAGUGCCUUUUCCUUCGCGGUUGGGACACCCCCUCGAAUACGCCCACCUCGUCCAGGCCUUGGCUGAAAACCCCAUGGUCAACGGGGAGGUGGUGAGGUUGGACGGGGCCCUCCGCAUGCAGCCUUAA
Molecule: messenger RNA, 435 nt
Organism: Haliaeetus leucocephalus (bald eagle)
Lineage: Eukaryota; Metazoa; Chordata; Aves; Accipitriformes; Accipitridae
Gene: HSD17B10
Product: hydroxysteroid (17-beta) dehydrogenase 10
Exons: 4
Coding region: 1-435 (144 amino acids)
Biological process (GO): estrogen metabolic process; fatty acid metabolic process; androgen metabolic process
Cellular component (GO): mitochondrion
Molecular function (GO): estradiol 17-beta-dehydrogenase [NAD(P)+] activity
Source: RefSeq, a predicted model, not a curated record